AUGUUAUUAGCAUUGGACCCCCCUAACCAUAUCAGCAAGGACAUCAAGCCGCCUCAUGACUAUCAUUUCUAUCACAAACCGACACCUUCACGAUAUUCCCCGCCAGAGUCGCCUCGCAAUCUUCCCUCAUUCUUUGAGGAGUCGAGGAUGAACAACUCUCACCGAGGGUUGCCGCCAUUGCCCGCUGGUCUUCCUGGUAGUCUCAACCUUCCUCAUCCAGAACGAGGACACGCGACCGCUCCCCCUCCACUCGGCCAUCUACCGGCCCCUCCUUCCCAGUGGGCGGGUCAGGAUGAGUCGAUGCGGAGUUGGCUGCACGCAAAGGCGGAAGAGGAUCGUCGAAAGCAAGAGGAGGAGAAGACCCGGCAGGAGGGUCUUCGGCUGGACCAGCGACGCAUCGAGCAGGAUAUGCUGAGAGAAUCUCUGCAAGGAGGGAUUCCCCCUCCGAUGGUACCUCUGAUCUUCGCGGGUAUUGGAGGAGGGAACCUCCCUGGGCAUACACUGGAAUGGGCCCAGCAAUAUCUGGCAAGCUUGUCGAUCCAGAACCAGCAGCAACAGCAACAGAUUCAAGCGCAACAGCAGCUACACCAGCAACAAAUCCAGCAGCAACAGCAGCAGACGUCCCCAGAUACGCACCGGGACAGCCGGAUGAUCCCUGCGAAUCCAUACGGAGUGCAUCAGUCGCUACAACCACCUCAAUCAGCCCAACCUUCUGCUGCGGCGCCAUCGAACCAAGGAAGAGGGUCUAUAUCAGGUGCCACAGGUGCUUCUGCUCCGCUCUCACGGCUGAAUACGACAGAGUUCAUUCCCAGCUCGGCCACAAGUCAGACAAGUCGACAGCAACUACCUCCAUUACAGCAGGCGCAGACUGCGUCCUCUGAGCAAUCCUCUGGCCCCGGUCUAUUCUUCCAUCACUGGACCCCACCGAACCCUACCACCGCUUCCGCAGGAAACCAGCCUCCGACUCCGUCCGGCAAGAGCGCGCAUGGCUCGCCCUUUUCGCAGCACGCAGGGUCGCAUCUCAGAGCAGACUACCAGAACUCCCCAAAGAAACGCAAAGCAUUGGGCGGGCACGGCGUCCCCAUACCACCUACAUCUCAACCCUCUGACCCGGCCCAGCCGAUGUCGUCCCGCUCGUCUCGGGAGAGAGAAAUGAGCCCGAGCCAUCGUCACAGAGCAACGCGGCAUUCGCGGCAGAACAGCGAUGCGUCGUCCCGCGAACAAGAGGUGGGCGGUCGGAACGUUGCCCGGCCGAGCAGUCGCCAACGACGGAAUGAGCUCAGCGGUGGAGCGGGGCCUGACCCAAGAAGGCAGUUCACGGGGUCGUCGACGAGUGGAUCGAGCGAAGACAAUCCACUUCGGUAUGAGGGGUCACAUGCUGAAACGCGGUAG
Cladophialophora yegresii CBS 114405 is the source of this 1392-nucleotide messenger RNA. RefSeq lists its product as uncharacterized. The coding region runs from base 1 to 1392 and encodes 463 amino acids. The transcript has a single exon. The record is from RefSeq and is a predicted model, not a curated record. NCBI's taxonomy places the organism in Eukaryota, Fungi, Ascomycota, Eurotiomycetes, Chaetothyriales, Herpotrichiellaceae.